Messenger RNA from Drosophila subobscura, 4395 nucleotides. RefSeq names its product protein bunched, class 2/F/G isoform-like. Lineage: Eukaryota; Metazoa; Arthropoda; Insecta; Diptera; Drosophilidae. The transcript is spliced from 3 exons. The record is from RefSeq and is a predicted model, not a curated record. Bases 1183 to 4380 code for a protein of 1065 amino acids.
UUUAUAUUUCUACCACCCUUAAGAAAAGUGUUGCAAAUGGCCCGCUGAUGGCUGUAAAAAUUUCAAGGAAUAUCAUUUCUAACAAUUACUGCAAUGUGCUAGUAAAACGAAGCCCAAGAAAUUGAAUAAUUCCACGAUUAAAAAAAAAGAACCAAAGCGCAAACAAAAAAAUAUAAUAAAACCCACAACAAAUAUUCCAAGUCAAACGGGAACAAAUGUACAGUGUGUGACAAAAAUAAAAGUGCAGCAGCAACUAAACAAAUAUUAAUUAUAAAUAAUAUAUUUAACCUAAAAUAAAUAAUUAAAAUCGAUGCUAAAAUCUAAGCCCCAUCCUUAACGUAAACAAAAUUGAAAGUAAUUUUAAGUCGCAGUUUGGAAAGUGUACAAAAAAACCGAAAUAACCGAAAAUAACGAAAAAAUCCGUGCAACAUCAACUACGCGAAAACCAUCAAGACGGAACAGCUGUGCUGUGCUGUGCAUGUGUGGGCAGCGGCGGCGGCGGGCGCGUGUGUGUGUGCCGUGUGUGCAAACUUGAAGCGCUUGAUGGCGCUCCAGACUAUGCCAUUCUUGUGGUCAGCCCAAACCCUAGUUGUUGCUGUUGUUGCGGCGCAUAAAACGCGGAAAGGUCUCCCCCCACUUUAAAUCAAUUUCAAUCUAUUUAAUCCAACAAAAGAAAUUUAACGUCCCUAAGUGGGAGAGAGAGAGCGAGAGAGACAAGCAAAAGUGUCGCGUUUCAAAGUCGGAUCGGUCGGUCGGUCGAGCGUUGCCUUCGUGUCGUGUCGCCGUCGCGUCGUGUCCGCCGUCGUCGUGUCCCUGUACGUGGGCGGUUCGUUUCGGUUCGGGAUCAGUUGACACUGGGUUGCACCUGAAAGCGCAACCGUUAAGAGCGCGCUAUGAUGCAUCGUAAUCGUCGAAGCACACACGAAGAAGCUGGCAACAAUUUGGCGGGAGAACUCUUCAAACUGACAGCAAACCAAAACAAACAAUAAUUCAAAUUGUAAUAAUAAUUAGAGCACAAUUUCCGAGCGUGCUACUGACAAAACAAUUAAAAGGAAAAACUAAUUUUUCCACUAGGUAUAAUUAAUAAAUAAAUUUCUUUCGUGGCACCAAAUAAUCCAAGAAUCGCUAGCAAUCCUGGAUUAUUUGCUAAAAACUUUGCGGACGCUGAAAUCCAAUUCGAUUAUGGCCGAGAAUCAAAGUGCGGCCAGCGAAGAUUCCGGUCAACAACAGAAACAACAGCAGCACUCAGUCAAUCAUUCAACCACAGCGGCAACCGCAAGCAGCACAACAGCAACAACAACAACAGCAAAUACUGCUGGCCAAACAUCAAUCAAUCAAUCGCCCACUAACUCUCAGGCCUCAUCACCGGAGAACAACUCCCAGGAAGCGCUACCCUCGACGGCUGGGAUACGCCGACAACAGCAGCAGCAGCAGCAGCAAUCCACAGCAGCAACAGUCGCAACUGCAACCGCAACACUCACAACCGGCAGCAACAUGUUCGAUCGCACGGUGAAUGCCAAAUUCAAGCCGGGCACCGGCAACACUGGCGGCGGAAAUAAUCCGCAUGCAGGGCGCCGCAACUCGCUGAUGUCCAGCGCAAGGGGAGUGACAGUGGGCACUGGCGGUACCAGCAUGCGCAAGCUCACGAAGGUCAAUUCGUUGUCCAGCAAUCAUCACUUUUCCGUGUGCUAUCCACCCAACAUAAAUGCGCUGCCAGAGCGCAAUUGUUGCAACAGCAACAAUUCGGCGGCAGUUGCCGCGCUGCAGCGCACCACCAGCGAGAGUUUGCGUUUGAAUGCGCUGAACCGUGGUGCAGGUGGAGGAACAGUGGCAUCAUCGCGCGCAGGCAGCAACUCGAGCUUGGCUUCGUCCACUACGACAUCGACAUCGACGUCGACGUCGGUGGCACCCAAGACGAGCAGCAGCAGUGGCGGCAGCGGCAGCAGCAGCAACACGCAGCAGCAGCAACAGUCGCAGGCGAGCAGCAGCAGCGGUGGUGGCGGUGGCGGUGCCGGUGGCAAGGCCAGUUCGCCCAAUAAUAAUGGGGCACGCUCAAUGGCAGCGGCAGGAGGAGCCGGAGCAGGAGCAGGAGCAGCUGCAGGAACAGGCGGUGGAGGUGGAGCUGGCACGGUAGCUGCUGCAGCUGGACAGCAUCACCAUCAGCCGCAUCACCACCAUCAUCAUCACCAUCACUCGCACCAGCAUCAUCAUCAGCAGUCGUCGCAGCCCCACACUAGCCACAGUCAAGGACACUCCCUAACCGUUGCAGGAGUGGCAGCUGGCGGCGGGGGCUCCUCAGCACCCUCCACUGGCAUCGCCGCCGUGCUGACCACCACAACCACACGCAAACCAAAGACGACUUCCUCAUUCGAGAUCACCUCGGUGACGGUGGGACAUCCAAAGCUGAACGCUGCCGGCGACACUGGCGAUGAGUCGGCCGACGAUCUGGACGAAUCUCACACGGAUGACAACAGUCGGAUAACGGAUUUGGAGAACGAAACGCCCUCGAUGUCGGAGGACACGUUCUCCAAGGAGGAGGUCUUCUAUGCCAACAAUGCACUGAGCACCAAUGCGCCGGUGAUACCGACCAGCUCGCAGUACGGCCUCGUCGUCGUGGAUCCCAUUGGCCCCGCUGCACUCGGCCAGACCAUCCAGAACGUGCAGGUGAAUGUGUCCACGGACAACAAUAUCAUCAACGUGGUGAGCCACUCGGCGGUGACGCCCGGUGGCAGCAAGAAGAAGGAGGGCGGCGACAACAGCAGCAAGGAGACGACGCAGCAUCGCAGCGAGCGCUUCAAGGUGGUCAAGAUCGAGUCCACGGAGCCGUUCAAGCGCGGACGCUGGAUGUGCAUGGACUAUUUGGACCAUUCGAGUGUGGGCAACGGCGGAGGCGGUGGCGGUGCGGGUGGUGGGGGUGGUAAUAAUAACGAAAAGACUGGCUCUUCUUCUUCCGAGGCGCUCGUUGCCGGCGGCGAUGGUGCAGCAGGCGGCGGUGGCGGUGGCGCAGGUGCCGCAGCAGGCGGUGCGGAUGCGGCACAAAAGACAACCCAGAGCAUGAUACUCCCGCCCACACAUGCACUCCUGGAGAAUCACUUGGAGGCCAAUGCAACGGAUGCCAACUGGAACUAUGCCGCGGAGCAGCAGCAACAGCAGCAGCAGCAACACCACCAGCAGCACUCGCAGCAGCAGCACCAGCACCAGCAGUCGCAGCAUCAGCAGUCCCAAAUUAGUGCCACGCCCAGUGGCGUAAUGACAGCUCCUGCCACCGUGGUGCACGGCAUGCACCAGCUGCACAUGGAGGCGCAGCAGCAACAGCAGCAGCAGCAGCAACUCUUUGAUAGCGUCAACGCCAAUGCCAGCUCCCCGAAUCCCCCGGUCGAGUCGCAGAUGGACUAUGCCCAAGCGGCGGCCAUGCAGCUGCAGCAGACGCUGCAACAGCUCAAGCAGCGGGAGGAGGCCAUGGAUGUGCCACCGCCGGGUGGCAGCUACCAGAGCUACCAGCCGAAUGGCGGCGAUGCUGCGGCGGCAGGCAACAACAACAACAGCAGCAGCGCGCAGGCAGCAACGAUUGCUGUGGCAGCGAGCGAGACACAGCUGCAGCAGCCACUGUCGCCGGCGCCACAGACGCCGCAGAUCACGCCCACAUUUGCCGCAGUGGCAGCAGCCGCUGGGCAGGCGCAGGCCACGUCCCAAAUCGAUGGGAUAGCCAGCAGCAGUCAGCAGUACACGCAGGCCCCAGCGGCAGGAACUCCACAGCAACAAGCCCCAACAGCCACCGUUGCAGGUGCAGCAGCAGCAGCAGCGGGAGUUGCACCAACAGUUGCCCCACAACAGACUUCAAACACUUCCACAACAGCGGCAGCAGGAGCGGCUGUGACCUUGCCACUGUUAUCACACAUGACACACAGCUAUGAGCAGCCAGCCUCAGUUGUGGCAGCCACGGUGGGUGCCGCGGCCGUUGCAGCAGCCGCCACAGCAGUGAUUCCCACGUUGCAGCUGCAAAGUGCACCGGCGACCAUAGUCGACGCACAGCAAUUGAUUGUCCAGCAGCAGCAGCAGCAGCAGCAGGAGGAUCAGCAACAGAUACCCACAACAAAUAUCGCGAGUGUUAGUGCCAAUAAUAAUAGUAAUUUAAAUCUAACGAAUCCAAAUGUCGUCGUUGCCGUGGAGGCCGCACCAUCGUCUGUCGUGGUGCUGCCCUUGACGACCGAUGACCAAUCGACAACGGGAGCAGCAGCGGCGGCAGCAGCAGGCGCAGCCACAGCGGCAGGAGCAGCAGCCGCGGGAGGAGCCACCACCACAUCGACAUCAGCAACAACACAGCAGCAAAUCCAACAGCUACAGCAGCAACCAAAUGCAGAGUCCGAGACUGAAAGGUAAGCGUUGCCAUUUCCA